Molecule: messenger RNA, 768 nt
Organism: Penicillium coprophilum
Lineage: Eukaryota; Fungi; Ascomycota; Eurotiomycetes; Eurotiales; Aspergillaceae
Product: PSME3-interacting protein
Exons: 2
Coding region: 1-768 (255 amino acids)
Cellular component (GO): nucleus
Source: RefSeq, a predicted model, not a curated record
AUGUCAUCGGGUUUCGUUUCAGCCGGCACAAAUGAGCAACCCAUCGAGCGGGACGAUGAGUGGCUCCGAGCAGAACAGGAGCUGGAGGAAGAGCGGAGGCGGAAGGCCGAGCUAGGAAAGCAGGAGGGCGGCAAAAGUCUCUUCGAGAUAUUGGAGCGGAAUAAAAUGGCCAAACAAGAAGCUUUUGAAGAGAAAUCCCGUCUCCGGAACCAAUUUCGCUCCCUCGACGAAGACGAAGUCGAAUUUUUAGAUUCCGUUCUCGAGUCAACGCGCGCCCAGGAGGCCGCUGUGAAAAAGGAGACGGCGGAUCAACUUGAAGCAUUCCGCCGACAGCGCGAGGAGGCGGAGAAGGCUCUACUUGAGUCCGCCUCGUCGGAUGCACCCGGGCAAGGAAAAGGGCAAGGAGAAGAUUGGAUUGCACUGGCUCGCAAGAGACGGCGCGAUAAACAAAGGGACUUAUUGAUUCCAGGGAAGAAGCGCAAAGCUUCAGCUACAGAGAAUGCCGCUGGGAAGGACACACACAACGGGAAAGACUCGCAGAAACAAGAUGACGCUGGGAGCUUGAGUACCAAGAAGCUGGACCAAGGGACUUCUAAGUCUGAUGAAGCCGCAGCUGCAGCGUCUGCAACGGCAUCUCAAACCACAAAUCCCGCCACGCAGGCCGAGGUCGUGACAGAUACAGAUAAACCGCAAGUAAAGACCAAAAGCCCGACGAAAUCACCUGCGGUUUCGCUUGGAUUGGGGGGAUACAGUUCGGAUUCAGAAUGA